This is a messenger RNA of Sapajus apella (tufted capuchin), 2814 nucleotides long. It is a transcript of the gene TSLIG3B, whose product is annotated as family with sequence similarity 98 member B. Gene Ontology annotation, cellular component: tRNA-splicing ligase complex. The transcript is spliced from 8 exons. Lineage: Eukaryota; Metazoa; Chordata; Mammalia; Primates; Cebidae. The record is from RefSeq and is a predicted model, not a curated record. Bases 61 to 1263 code for a protein of 400 amino acids.
CUGUGACGCUAGUUUCCGGCGGGCUGCUUAGAGCGCAGAACAGCUUUGGGCCAAAGGACCAUGAGAGGGCCGGAGGCGGCUCCUGAACCAACGAUGGAGGGAGACGUGCUGGACACACUGGAGGCGCUGGGGUAUAAAGGACCAUUGUUAGAAGAACAAGCCCUUACAAAGGCUGCAGAGGGUGGAUUAUCUUCACCUGAAUUUUCAGAGCUCUGUAUUUGGUUAGGCUCUCAAAUAAAAUCGUUAUGUAACUUGGAAGAAAGUAUCACGUCUGCUGGAAGAGAUGAUCUAGAGAGCUUCCAGCUUGAGAUAAGUGGCUUUUUAAAAGAAAUGGCAUGUCCAUAUUCUGUACUCAUAUCGGGAGACAUUAAAGAUCGUUUAAAAAAGAAGGAAGACUGUUUGAAGCUUCUAUUAUUUUUAAGUACAGAACUUCAAGCUUCACAGAUAUUACAGAACAAGAAACAUAAAAAUUCUCAAUUAGAUAAAAAUAGUGAAAUUUAUCAGGAAGUUCAAGCUAUGUUUGAUAUACUUGGUAUACCCAAGUCAACAACUUCUGACAUUCCGCUUAUGCUGAGCCAAGUGGAAUCAAAGGUGAAAGAUAUUCUCUCAAAAGUCCAGAAAAAUCAUGUGGGAAAACCACUGCUGAAAAUUGAUUUAAAAUCGGAACAGGCGGAACAACUGGAAAGAAUCAAUGAAGCUCUCUGCUGUGAAUAUGAGUGCCGCCGGCGAAUGUUAAUGAAACGAUUAGACGUGACAGUCCAGUCAUUUGGAUGGUCUGAUAGAGCAAAGGUAAAAACAGAUGAUAUAGCAAGAAUUUAUCAGCCUAAGCGUUAUGCUCUGUCACCCAAGACAACAAUUACAAUGGCGCAUCUACUUGCUGCUCGUGAAGAUCUAUCCAAGAUCAUUAGGACAAGUAGUGGUGCCAGCCGGGAGAAGACUGCAUGUGCCAUUAAUAAGGUGCUGAUGGGAAGAGUGCCUGACAGGGGAGGCCGGCCGAAUGAAAUUGAACCACCACCCCCAGAAAUGCCCCCUUGGCAAAAGAGACAAGAAGGCGGCGGUGGGAGGGGUGGUUGGGGUGGUGGUGGUGGUGGUGGUGGUAGAGGUGGUGGUGGUGGGGGGGGAGGAAGAGGUGGCUGGGGAGGUGGAGGUGGGGGGGGGGGGGGGGGUAGUGGGGGAGGGGGGGGCUAUGGUGGAAGAGGCUAUGGAGAUCCAUAUGGAGGUGGUGGUGGUGGCGGUGGUGGGGGUGGAUAUAGAAGAUACUAAAAACUACAAAAACUAGAUAGCAGUGCUUGCUUCUUUAUAGAUAUGUUAGACAUAGUGUUCUAAAUAACAUACUUGAAUAUCAUCUUUGAGGUAAACACCAUGUUAGACUUCCUGGUGAUACCAUUCUUGAAUUGGUUAAUAUGUAAGAACAAUGUUUUUUACUACCAGUUGAUCUCUCAAAUGAAGUGAUGACUUUUUCCAUAUUCUGUGUACCCUUGAGCAUGUUGUGUCUUUUUAAAAAACAAAAAAGAACAAAAAUUAUUUUUUAAACUGUAAAUAUUUAUUACCAUCAAACUUGGAAAAUGGAAAGUAUUUUAUUGUCAUGAUUGAAUUUAGAUUGUUACCUGUAUUUUGUUCAGGUUUGAGACUUAAAUGAACCCACCUGUAAUGGAAAGGAAUAUAGACCCUUGCCUCACCUGUAUUGCUGUGCAUGUGUUUUGUGGAUUUUUUCGUUCGAUUUUACAAAAUAGGGAAAGGCACUUACAGUUGUGUUUAGUAGGCAGUUGUUGUGAAUCAUUUUUUUCUCUUAGGAGAUUCCUCUCUAGCCAUGUUUCUGUUAAAGUUUCAUUAAUUGAAGCCCAAGUUUACUUUUCACUAUACAUAUUUAUUGUCUAAUUGGAUUUGAAAUCUUCAUGAUCUUGUUUGACUGACAAAGCAUAGUUAAAGAUUGAGGUCAGAAAUACUUUAACAGAGCAAAGACACCUACCAACUUUACAUGAUGGUGUGAGAAAUAGUCCUAUAAACUGGUCUCUUCAUGAUUUAUAUUCUCACUUUAGACAUCCAAAUAUUAAAAGGCAGGCUGACGUGUAUCACACGGGAUUAAGGCAGUAAUUUCCAGCUUCAAUAGAUCAAGGGUAGGGCUAAGGCAUCCGUUGGUAAUUCUGAUUCACAGCUAGAUUUGGGAAACACAAAGUUAGGGAAUGGCUAUAUGUGGUUUGCUAGUUGGAACAAAGUCUUAGUUAUCAAGAGUUGUGAAUUUGAAUCGUGGCACUAGGUUAGGGUGCUGUGGGUUGAAAUGACCUUAGUUCUCAAGGAGCGAUUUGUCCUCAUUUGUCAGAUGAGGAAUGAGACACUUACCAUCAUAUCACGUUGUUUCAUAAAGACCUAAGUACAAAUGCAAUUUGUUAAAAACUUACAGAGGGCCAAUUUUGAAUGCUUUAAGAUGUAGGCCAAGUAAUGCAUUUUCCUUAGUGUAAAGAGUUAAAGAAAAAGAGCUGGUAACAUAAAUGUUUUCCAUCUCAGUGUAAAAUCUGUAUCUCAUUGUAGGCUUCUGGUCAAUACCUCUGCAUAACAACUUUCUGUGAUCUAACCAACUCAGGUGAUAGAAAGCUGAAUUGUUACCAGUGGACAAGUGGUAUUAGAUGUUUAGCAGGUUUUUUGUUGUUGUUGUUGUUUUGGUUAUCUCUGUGGUAAAAUCUAAAAUAAUGUUAAAACCUUAAAAGUAAAUAUUGAAUAUUCUGUAAUCUUAGACAUGUAUUUUUCAAGCUAACCCUUUGAAGAAAUGUGUUCAAGGUAGGAAAAUAUAAAGUUUUUUAGUUAUUUGUAAAUUUA